Messenger RNA from Menidia menidia (Atlantic silverside), 1384 nucleotides. The record is from the annotation of a GenBank genome assembly. Lineage: Eukaryota; Metazoa; Chordata; Actinopteri; Atheriniformes; Atherinopsidae.
CAGGUGACAUGUGGCACACAAAUAUUACACAGUGGGGCUUUUCACCCUUCUGCUUUUGUCCUGCAUAAAUACGGCAGAACUAAAGGCAGAGUUCAGACAGGCAGCACACACGUAGACGAUUUCACACCAGGGAGGCUUUUGGAUCGACUCAAGAUGCAUUUAGCUUUUUGCUGUAUCCUCCUCUGCGCCAACCUCUGCUGGGCCAGCACUGACGGUCACCCGGAAAACCUGGACGUUCUAAUGGACAACGUUGUGGUUCUGAGGGUGCCUCAGACUGAGGGCAGCAUGGUGGAGGUUCCUCUGACCUGUGGAGAGGAUUAUCAGAGCAAGGCUGUGUUUUGGAGGAAAAACGGUAGGGAGCUUGUGCCGCCUCUUAUUGGAAACAAAGUCAAGGUACUGGUUAAAGAAAUGAAUGGAGGAAACUACACCUGUCACCUGAGUUCAAACGGAGAAUACCUCAACCACACCAUGGUCCUGGUCCAACCGGAUCAGAAUAACAGGACCGUCAUCCUGGAGGAGAUAUCCCCUGACCAAGGUUACAUCCACUGCUCCGCACUAAACUACAAGGGCUCCUUUCACUGCACCUGGACAAAAACGCAGUUCAGAUCCCACGCCGCCGUGCUCCUGGUCAGGGCAGAACGUUUUAUGGAGGAGAUUCCCUGUGAGCUGGAUGCUGACGGAGCAGGGGUUCGCUGCCAAGACACCAACUGCCCUUACAGCGAAGAGCAACAGCCCAUCUCCCUCACCCUCUACAUGUCCAGCUACUUUCGAAUGGAGGCCUACACAAAGUCUUUCUACCUGAGAGAGAUUGUGAGUCCGGAUAAGCUCCCUAACCUGCAGGUCAGCGAUGGCAAGGUGUUCACCUGGGACUACCCCGACUCCUGGGAGAAGCCCUGCUCCUUUUUUGGCCUCCAGUUCCAGGUCAACCUGGUCCCCCACGGACACCCCUGCAGCAGCGAAGAGCUCAUAGCAAACAAAACAACGGAUAAGACAGAGUACGAGGUCAACGUGAAGACCAAGAAGUACGUUUUCUGUGUGCGGGCUCAGGACAAAUACACCCAGGGGCCGUGGAAUCCCUGGAGCACGUGCAUCGUGAAUAAACAUGAAGUGAAAUGCUAAUGCCCGGCACCGCCCUGCAGCCGUGGAAGAAAGAGGAACACCUGGACAGCAAAAGACAUGUUCUUCCAUGAAACAUCGCUUUCUGCUACACAAUGCCCAAAGUGAAGUGGAUGUAUACGUGUACAGUAUUUAUUAAUCAUAAUAGUGCGUUAUUUAAGCAGAUUUUGUAAUGUGACUUCCUUCACGAUUCAAAUCCUUUCUAAAUGAAGAAUUAUUGCUUAAGUGUUUUUUUAUCUGUAUUUCGUAAAUAAAUUUGAUCAGCAUC